AUGGAGGAGGUCGAAAAAGCAAAUAGUGCAGCUGUGGAGAGUUGCCAUAGAGUGCUUAGUCUUUUGUCUCAAAAACCCCAGGAUCAGAAUCAGUUUAGGAAUUUAGUUGAGCAAACAGGUGAGGCUGUAAAUAAGUUCAAGAAAGUCGUUUCUCUUCUUAAUUCUAGUUGUGGUCAUGCUAGAGUGAGGAAAGUCAAGAAAAUUCAAGCCCUUUUCCCCCAAAACUUAUUUCUAGAAAAUCCAAUAUGUAGAAUAGAUGAUCAGCCUAAACGACUUCCGAUCCUUCAAAUCAAUUCCAAUGAUACGAACCCAGUUCAAGAAACGGGAUCCAAUAUCCGGAGUGUUCUCACAUCAGGAAAUCCUUCUUUGGAAUUGAGCUCAUGCGGAAAAUCCGCCUUACAACUCGCUCAUCAGACACCGAUACAGAAUUAUCAUUUUCUCCAACUUCAGCAGCAAAAGUUGAAACAGCAAGCUGAAAUGAUGUAUCGGUUUAGUAAUAGUGGCAUUAGUCUGAAUUUUGAUAGCUCAACCUGCACCCCGACCAUGUCUUCAACUAGGUCCUUUAUGUCUUCAUUGAGUAUGGAUGGGAGUGUGGCUAAUUUGGAUGGAAAUGCCUUUCAUUUAAUUGGGGCAGCUCGAUCAGCGGAUCAGAUCUCAUACCAACACAAGAGAAGUUGCUUGGGAAAGGGAGAAGAUGGAAGUGUGAAAUGUAGAAGUAGUGGCAGAUGCCACUGUUCGAAGAAGAGGAAGCACAGGGUAAAAAGAUCGAUAAAAGUACCUGCCAUAAGCAACAAGCUAGCAGAUAUACCCCAGGACGAGUAUUCCUGGAGAAAGUAUGGCCAGAAGCCAAUUAAAGGUUCUCCUCAUCCCAGAGGAUACUAUAAAUGCAGUAGCAUAAGAGGGUGUCCUGCAAGGAAACAUGUGGAGAGAUGCUUGGAAGAACCUUCAAUGCUAAUGGUCACUUACGAAGGUGAACACAACCACCCGAGGUUACCAUCACAGGUUGCAAACACGUGA
This is a messenger RNA of Fraxinus pennsylvanica, 1017 nucleotides long. The record is from the annotation of a GenBank genome assembly. NCBI's taxonomy places the organism in Eukaryota, Viridiplantae, Streptophyta, Magnoliopsida, Lamiales, Oleaceae.